GCGGUGAAAUUGCAGCUCAGUCGGUGGUUACAACGUAAAGCUGCAGGUUGACUGCUUUCGGUAUUUUGUGCUGGACAUUGCAGAGGGUGAAUAAUACUAAAUUAUAUUUGUGACAAUUAUAUUAAUUGUUAUAUAAAAAAUAAUAUAUAAAAAUAAAUACUUAUACAAAUGUGUUUAAAACAAUUUAAUAGACUUCAAACAAUUCUUUAAAUGAACUAAAAAUAGAAAUCCGUUCAAAGUGGACUGCGUAAAAGUGUAAUGAAAACAUAAUUGCGUACAUAUAUAUGUAGAUAUAGUAUGUGUGUUGAACGUCGAUUAACUGUUGCAAAAAUACCAAUAUUAUAUAUGUGUAUCUUCUUCUCCGCGCUAGAACCUUAAAAAAUAUAAAUUUCUUAAAAUUAUAAUUUCCAAAAAAUUUGAAAAAAGUCAAAUAAUUAUUUUUUUUUGAGCUCAACGAAGUUCAUAUACAAACAAAAUGAUUGCAAGGCACAAAGGAUUAGUCAUACAUUUAGUCAUUUUACUGGCUUGCCUUUCAAAAAUCCACGGUGAUGAGGAAUUAGAAGAAAACGAUCCUUGCAGCACGCCACACUAUAAGGGAGUAUGCACUACGAUUUCAAAAUGUCCAGACCUGCGCGAAUUAAUGAGCGCGAUAGAACGAAAUAGCAGUGACGUUGGUCAUUGUGGUUUUAAUGUGCUUGAGGAGAUUAUUUGUUGUCCAAAAAACAUUGUUGAAUUUAGAGCAACUACUAUAAGUCCCGGCCCAACAGAAUUUACGACAAUAUCAUCAAAAUCGAUACGUGACUCUCUGAAGGGACUCACGCCAGAGCAAGCUAAGCAGAAAAUUAAGGAUCUGAUGAAGGAAGCAAUGAGUGGCAUGGGCGGUGGACCUCCUAAAAGAAAUUUCACAAGCGUUCGUGCUUUCGAUCGGCCAGCUGAUCGUGCAUGCAAAGAAAUCGAAAAGGAUCUUAUGCCGAGCACGGAAGCACAUAUAUUACGCGGCACGAAAGUUCGCAUAGAAGAUUACCCACAUAUGGCUAAAAUUAUAUACGACUCACCUACUCUCAUAUGCGGUGGUAUAUUAAUUCAUCGACGCUUCGUACUCACCGCUGCGCAUUGUCUGCAAGUGAGAGGCGCGGUCGCUUUGAAGGUUAUUAUGGGUGUCACUGAUUUUAAUGAUACCGAAGAGUGGAAAUCUCGCGAAGAGAUCGAUAUUAAAACAACUUAUCUACACGAGAAUUAUACCUCUUUCCGUCUCUACAAUGAUAUUGGUCUAAUUGAAUUGGCGCGUGAGGUCAAAUACGCUCUGAACGUUUUCCCCACUUGUCUGCACACCGAUCCAAUGGAUUUGCCUUUGGACAUUGAUCUCAUUGUGACCGGUUGGGGACAAACAGAAACUGGCAAUUCUUCGUCACAUUUAUUGGCUGCCAAUUUGACGCAUGUACCGGUGCUGUUGUGCAAUGCAAGCUAUCAGGGACACAUGGAUCAUCGCUUAAAUCGUGGCAUUGUGGACACUCAACUUUGUGCCUUUUCCCUUGACAGCGAUGCCUGCUUGGGCGACUCCGGUGGUCCCAUACACCUUGUAAAAGAUAAAAGAUAUAAUAAUUAUAGAGUGGUCGGCUUAGUUUCAUUUGGCUUUCUUUGUGGCUCUGAUCUGCCUGGUGUGUACACCAGAGUGUUUGAAUAUUUGGAUUUCAUUGAAGGCAUAGUGUGGCCGGAUGGCUAAUGUGCUAAUAAUAUAUUACAUAUAUAUAAUAUAUAUAGAAGUUUUUUUUUUAUAUAAAUUUUAAAAUAAUUUAAGGAAAUUAGUUAACUUGAAUUAGAAUGCUAAAUAUAAGAUU
Molecule: messenger RNA, 1838 nt
Organism: Ceratitis capitata (Mediterranean fruit fly)
Lineage: Eukaryota; Metazoa; Arthropoda; Insecta; Diptera; Tephritidae
Product: serine protease Hayan
Exons: 7
Coding region: 476-1723 (415 amino acids)
Biological process (GO): proteolysis
Molecular function (GO): serine-type endopeptidase activity
Source: RefSeq, a predicted model, not a curated record